Pangasianodon hypophthalmus (striped catfish) is the source of this 664-nucleotide messenger RNA. RefSeq names its product tubulin cofactor a (gene tbca). Gene Ontology annotation, cellular component: cytosol; microtubule cytoskeleton. The record is from RefSeq and is a predicted model, not a curated record. Gene Ontology annotation, biological process: post-chaperonin tubulin folding pathway; tubulin complex assembly. The transcript has 4 exons. Gene Ontology annotation, molecular function: beta-tubulin binding. Bases 156 to 482 code for a protein of 108 amino acids. NCBI's taxonomy places the organism in Eukaryota, Metazoa, Chordata, Actinopteri, Siluriformes, Pangasiidae.
GCGGACGCAGCCUGGGUAGUGACAGUCGCGUGAAGUUUGCGCAUGCUCAGUCCGACAUUUUGGAAGUCUUGGGAAGCUUUUAGUUCGGUUGCGUUUUUUCUUUUGCUUAUUUACGACACUUUGCUAGCUACCUUUUUCAGAAAUCACCCUUCAUUAUGGCGGAUCCAAGAAUACGCCAGAUAAAAAUAAAGACUGGGGUCGUGAAACGGCUGGCUAAGGAAGAGGUAUUGUACAUAAAGGAGGCCAAACAGCAGGAAGAGAGAAUCGAGCGCCUGAAAGCCGAGGCAGGGGACGAGUAUCUUAUCAAGAAACAGAUGGAGGUGUUGCAGGAGUCGAGAAUGAUGAUUCCAGACUGUCACCGCCGUUUAGCCAUGGCUCAUGCUGAUCUGCAGCAGCUGUUGGAAAUGGGGGUGGAUCUGGAAGAAUCGGAGGAAUACAAGGAGGCCAGAAGUGUUUUAGACUCUGUCAAACUAGAGGGAUGAUUUAGAAACACAUGCACAACGAUUGUCCAUUCCAUUAGUCAGGACUUCUUAAAAAUGUUGAUGCAGUCAUAAGUCAUUGUCUCUUUUUUGUAUUUAUUUUUAACACAAUAAAUGGCGUGCCUCUGCUUUCUCUGUUGAGUGUUCAAAUUUACAAUAUUAAAUAAAACAUUCUUACUGUACAA